Messenger RNA from Aphidius gifuensis, 1646 nucleotides. Its product is annotated as twisted gastrulation protein homolog 1-B-like. NCBI's taxonomy places the organism in Eukaryota, Metazoa, Arthropoda, Insecta, Hymenoptera, Braconidae. The record is from RefSeq and is a predicted model, not a curated record. The transcript has 4 exons. Gene Ontology annotation, biological process: regulation of BMP signaling pathway. Bases 16 to 819 code for a protein of 267 amino acids.
AUUCCAGUCUUCAGCAUGAUCCAAUUGACAUACCAAAACAAAAUGACGUGGCAUCGUGUUUUAUUGCUGAUUGGAAUCACAACAAUAUUAUUACUUUUAACAACAACAAGUUUAACAUAUGCUUGUAAUGAAGCAAUAUGUGCUAGUGUUGUGAGUAAAUGUAUGCUCACUCAAAGUUGCAACUGUGAUCAAAAGGCAGAAUGUAAAUGUUGCAAAGAAUGUUUUGCUUGUCUUCAACAUUUUUAUAGUGAAUGUUGUUCUUGUGUUGACAUGUGCCCAAGGCCAAAUAAAACAGAUAAUCCAUUGAGUAAACAAUCAUCAGUAUCUGAAUUUAGUGUACCAAUGCCUGGUUUAUUUCAAGCAUUGACUUCUGAACCUGAUUCAUUAGAAAGAUGGCUUACAUUUACAUUUCCAUUUGAUCUUGAUGUAUCACAAUUUCAACCAAAUCUCGAAAAAGAGCAACAGUAUGAUAUGCAAACAAUUGAAAAUGUUCCUGUUAAUGCUGGUGAGGAAAUACUUAAAAAACCAGUUUUAAAUCAUUAUCAAAAAAAUACAGUGACACUUAAUUGUACAGUUGCAUUUAUGGCACAGUGUACGUCAUAUAGUAAAUGUCAUAGUGCAUGUCAAAGCAUGGGUGCAUCAAGUUACAGAUGGUUUCAUGAUGGUUGUUGUGAAUGUGUUGGUCAAACAUGUCUUAAUUAUGGUAUUAAUGAAUCACGAUGUUUAAAGUGUCCGAUUCAUAAAGAAGAAGAUGAACAAAUUGAAUCUUAUGAUGAUUAUGGACAAGAUGAUGAAGAACCAAGAGAAGAUAAUGACUAAAAAUUAUAAAAAACAGUAAAAAUAAUUAAAUAAUCAAAAACACUAAAUUAAUAUACAAAAAUAAAAAUUUAUUUUGUAUAAUUAUAAUUCCAUUAGAGUCAUUUUAUAAAGUCAAACUAUUAUUUUUUUUUUUUAAUCUCAAAAGUGGUUAAAAAAAUUAUCUUAUUUCAUUAGUUUUUCUUUUUUAAUUAUGAAAUUAAUUAUUAAUUUUAAAUGCAGUUUAAUUGUGUUAAAAUAUAUGACUUAUUUGGAUAAAAAAAAAAUAAAAAUAACUGAAUUAAAUUAAGAACAAUAUUGUUAGAUAAUAAAAAUAAUUAAAUGACAAUGUAAAUUGAAAUUAAUUAAAGUCAUGACGAGGAUAGCUUUUUAAGAUAUGCAAAAAAAAAACAAACAAUAAUUGUUAGAAAAAAUAAGAGAGUUUUAAUAAUUAAACUCGACAUAAUUUUAAAUUUUUUUUUUUUACCUGUAAAUCGAGCUUUUUUAAUUAUUUCUUUAUCAUUUUUUUUUUUUUAUCUAUUUAUGAUUAAUUUAAAUAUAAAUAAAAUGAAUUAAAUUAAAUAUUAAGUUGUAUUUAUGGUGUCUAUAUAGGUACUAAAAUAUUACUAAAAAAAAAUUAAUGACUUGUUUAAAAAAAAAAAAAUUCUUUUUUAUCAAGAGUAAUAUUACUUGUACCGUGCCAUAAAAAUAAUAAAAAUUUUUUAAUAAAUUAAAUGAUAAAUAAAUAUUGUACAUAUUGAAAAAAACAUUUUUCUUUUUUUUUAAAUCGUAUUAUUUCUUUUUUCGAUUUUAAAUAAAUGAAAAAUUAAAAUAUGAUAAUGAUAAUUAAA